Aspergillus niger is the source of this 660-nucleotide messenger RNA. RefSeq lists its product as uncharacterized. Bases 1 to 660 code for a protein of 219 amino acids. The transcript has a single exon. The record is from RefSeq and is a predicted model, not a curated record. Lineage: Eukaryota; Fungi; Ascomycota; Eurotiomycetes; Eurotiales; Aspergillaceae.
AUGUCAAGUCCUGAGGUCGUUCGACAAAUUACCGACCUCAUUGGGGUCAUAGAACAGUUAAUGGCGGCAUUUGACUCUAUCAAAGACCUCUCUAACUUACCGGAAGCCUUUCAGGAAGCCAGUAAUUGGCUUCCCAUUGUUGAAAGAACCUUGCGAGAUGUCAAAAGCUCUGCGGAGAAAUUGAAGUCUGCUGAAGAUGUCCGGGCAUCGAAGACCGCCCUGUAUAGUUGCGACAAGAAAGCCGACAAUCUACUGGACAUUAUUGAACAACUUGGUGAAAAGUCAAAGGGCGAAUACCAUUCGUCCGUGUACCAAGGUAUAGUUAUGAGGCAAGGAAAGCAGCGUGUGGAGACUUUGAUGGACGGCAUCCUGGAGAGCCUAGGAGCAUUGGUGACACACAAGGCAUUUCUGGGUGAAAUGCACAAUCAGAUCAGCCUUCUGGCGAAGGGUCGCGAAGAUCUGGCGGGAGUUUGUCCUUCGCUGGCAGAUUCGGAUCUAGCUGACCUGCCUGGGGCUGCCAACCAGUACGGCGAGAACAGCCGCCAGUACAACUUAUUCGGUGAAGGUACACAGAGAAUCGCAGAUGGCCACUAUUUCGAGGCCAAGGGGAACCAAAACUUUGGUAUAUUACCACCCAAGGAGACUGUGGAGAGCAUUUAG